Molecule: messenger RNA, 1983 nt
Organism: Penicillium subrubescens
Lineage: Eukaryota; Fungi; Ascomycota; Eurotiomycetes; Eurotiales; Aspergillaceae
Exons: 1
Coding region: 1-1983 (660 amino acids)
Source: RefSeq, a predicted model, not a curated record
AUGGGUAACUCACAAUCAAAUCCGACGAAGGAAGAGACGCGCCGUGCCAAUCGACUUUCCAAGCCUUUGACCCGGAAACUGGCUGCUUUGAGCUCGCCCAAAGUAGCUUGUGCAGAGACAGAUGGCCCGGAAUUGAACACUGGCUUGAUCGGGUGGCAGAAUCCAUGGGUAGGAUCUAAUCUCUCGACGGAUGUCAGGAAUAGUCAUCCAAAGGCGAGAGAGAUCCCUCCAACCUUGUUUGAGACAGAGGCACAUCCAUCGAGCGAGAAGAAUGUGGUGGAGUCUCCAGUGCAAUCACCAGUGGUUCAAGAUUUGGAAAUACUUUCACCAAUUUCACCACUCUCCAGGACGGCGUCAACCAGCCGUUCUUUCCGAAGAUCAUCUUAUCAAUCCGGGAGUUACGGCGGUUCCUCGCAGCUAUCCUUCGUUCCGCCACAACCUAGGCGGGCCAACUCUAUCCAAACCACCCUCACCAGACACAACAGUGUGAUCUAUGAGGAUACAUAUGAAGAUGCGACAUCUUCCAACACGCACUUCUUGGUUGGCAACCAACGUUUCUCCUUGACUCGCAGGCGUUCUCUCCUCACGCGACCUGGCGUGGCUACGAGACGGACUACCAGUGCAGUUCGACGAGUACCGUCUCCCAUUGGCGAGCCCACAGACCCUAUCGAUGAUCUAACCGACUGCAAAGUCUUACAAUGGCCAUUGCCACCUCGCCAGAGACCAUCACUGGAUGUGGCACCCCCGGUACGGCCAACCAGUCCUCCCGACAGUCGAUACACACAACUGGGAGCACUCAAGCUAGGAUCUCUCCGAGUCGUGAAUGGCUCGGCUUCCCCAUGCCCGAGUGAGCGUAUUCCUCUCAAUCAACCUGGUCUGGGUCUGGACAAGGUCGAUGCUAUGGGCCGAAUCAAGUCUACCCUUGAGAUCCCUGCGAUACCGGACCUGAAAAAAUCCGACGAUGUCCCAGGCAGCCCAUUCUCAUUCGAGAAAUCCCCCACAAUCACAGUUCCCCCACCGACCAAGUCAAUCUUCCCCGGCGAGUCAGAAGAUGAGGGAAUCGCCAUGUUCGAUGACGGCACCAGCCAACCGGACAAGGUUGCAGGUGACACCAAUCUAGAUCGAAGCACCGUGCACUCUGACUCGCUCAACAAGUCCGACAGCGGCUACAGCUCUGCAGCAUCCGUCAGCUCCUACCACCACAGCCGCCCUCGCGCAUCCUUCGACUCGCAGACCUCCGGGUCCUGCAUUGCAGACGGCCACGCCAAGAACAUCUGGGUCACAAGUGACCAGUCCCGCAGUCAUUACCGCAACGAGGAAAUCCAGCGCUAUUUCAGCCUGCAUGAAGCAAAGUUCAAGGCGGGGAACUACUCGCGGCUUCACCCCAAUUUCGACCGCUGGUAUGACUCGAUCGGCCCAGCCACCGAUCAACCCCUUGCAGCCCUACGAACUCGUCGAUCAACGCUAUGUGCUCCCCGGUACACCGAGUAUCCGGCGCAGAAGAUCGAGCUCGAUUCUGUUGUCACCACGGCAGCGGCGGCUAUUCAUGAAGAGCAGGUCUACUCUCGGGGGCCGUUGUAUGCGGAUCGCUUUUCACUCGAUAUCUCGCGAAGUUCGGGCUCGUCCACGUCGCUAGGAACAGACACACCGCCGAGCUACCAGCAGGUCGGGGCCGCGAAGGUCCAGGUCCAGAUGCACCGGUCCGCUUCGGAGCGGUACCUCGAUGCCAAAGCCAAACACGACAUAUUGACGCAUCGAUCGCGAUCCCGAAGUCGCCCUGGCAGCCGGGUAUGGUCCCAGAAGCCCGGUAUCGAGGUCCCACCUCUCCCCACGAUCCUGUCCCCGGAUCACCUGCACGGGGAAGAAGAUGGCAUCGGUUUGUCUGUUCCCGAGACUCUCCGUGGUCGACCUCGAAGCCGGAGUCAGGACUACCGUCGUCGCAAGUUGACCAAGGCACGUCCUCAAGGGGAGAUUCAUAUGUGA